AUGAAAGAGGUCUUCACUGGAGGGCGAGGUCUGGCAGUUUUUGGGGAAGCAUUGGACACGAAGGGGCUUUCUGGCCACAUCAGGGCUGUUGCCUCCGGAGCCUUUCAUGUCUGCGUCUUGCAAGAGGACGGGAUUGUUCGAUGCUUCGGGAGCAACGGCUGCCAACAGUGUUCGGUUCCUGAGGAUUUGCGGCAUGUUACCAUGGUGGCAGCGGGAGGCCAGCACACCUGUGCCAUCACUUCCGCGGGCGGGCUCGUUUGCUUUGGCGAGGAUCACGUUGGACAGUGCAGAGUACCCCCGAACAUUCCCGCGGUUCGUGCUGUAAGUGCGGGGACCUUUCACACGUGCGCUGUGACAGUGGACGGGCAACUCGUAUGCUUCGGGAGCAACCGUUUCGGACAGUGUGUUUCUCCAGAAGCACAAUUUACACAGGCAGGUACCGUCGCAGCAGUCGAGCCGGAGGAAAGCACACAUGCGUCCUCGAGCAAGGCAGUAUGCUCUUGA
This is a messenger RNA of Symbiodinium necroappetens, 504 nucleotides long. The record is from the annotation of a GenBank genome assembly. NCBI's taxonomy places the organism in Eukaryota, Dinophyceae, Suessiales, Symbiodiniaceae.